UAUUAUUAUUAUUAUUAUUAUUAUUAUUAUAGAAUUCAGACAAAAAAGGAGGUAGUUAAGCUAAGCUUCGCCAUGCACGUCUGUCUUACCCCGAAACUUAAGCACCCUUAUUCCCCUUUGACCCAAACAAAUUUAAUCCUCAACCAUACAAUUACUACUACACCAUAACAAAAUAAAACUUAUAAUUAAAUAAAACAAAACAUUCUAAAUUCAAUAAAAAAAAAAAAAUUAAUAAUAAUUUUUCUAAAAUUUAAUCACUCUUAACCCACCUCAAUUUCUUUCAUUAUGCACCCCACGUUUAGCCAACCCAACUUAAAAAAAAAAACAUUACUCAAUGACCUCUCCAAAUAUUUUCUCAAAACUCACUAAUAAUAAUAAAAAAAACAUAACCAUUUGGAAAAGUUAAGGCAAACUUGUUCUUCAAUCUCCUUCCUUUCCUUCUCCUCUGGUCUUAUAUCUCUCUCUCAAACUUUGUUGUGUCAAAACGACUUAGAAGAGAAUGGUGUUAGACCAAGAGGAGCAUGAACAAGAUAUGAGGCCACCAUUUAUGAUUAACGACGACUACGACGAAGAAGAAGAAGAAGCCUCAACUGCUACCGCCGGGUUGAGACAUGCCAAGAGUCUUGGAAUUGAGAGCUCUGGGUGUUUGGAUGAUGAAACAGAGGAGGAGUUUGAAGACCCACGUGUAAUGGGUACAAGGAGUUAUGGAGGAAAACCCUUAAACGACAUGGAAAGACAGAGAAUAAGGUCUGCCUUUAUUAAAAAAGACAAAGGGUCUAAGCUCUCUCGUAAUUCUCGUAUUGGUAAAGAUUAUCAUGAGGCUACUGGGUCUAGAGAUGUUGUUAAUGUUGUUGUUAAAGAAGCUCAGACCUCAGAUAUGGAACAAAUGAAGGAAAGGUUUGCUAAAUUGCUUUUGGGUGAAGAUAUGUCUGGUGGUGGAAAGGGUGUUUCUUCAGCUUUAGCAUUAUCAAAUGCCAUUACAAACCUUGCAGCCUCUGUUUUUGGUGAACAAUGGCGUUUAGAGCCAAUGUCAGCAGAAAGAAAAGCCAGGUGGAGAAAAGAAAUAGAUUGGCUCUUAUCUGUUACUGAUUACAUUGUUGAAUUUGUCCCUUCACAACAGAAAUCCAAAGAUGGAAUAAGUAUGGAGAUUAUGGUGACAAGGCAACGGACUGAUCUUCACAUGAACAUUCCUGCUCUUCGCAAACUUGAUGCCAUGCUCAUUGAUUGUCUUGAUAACUUCAAGGACCAAAAUGAAUUCUCUUAUGUGUCAAAAGAUGCACCAGACUCAGAGAAAGGAAAUGCAAAGAGAAAAGAUGAUAAAUGGUGGUUACCUGCUCCUAAAGUUCCUGAAGAUGGUUUAUCAGAAAUGUCAAGAAAGUUUUUGCAGUAUCAGAAAGAUUGUGUAAACCAAGUGCUUAAAGCAGCAAUGGCCAUAAAUGCUCAAACUUUGUCAGAAAUGGAAAUCCCAGAUAACUACAUUGAAUCCCUCCCCAAGAAUGGAAGAGCAAGUUUAGGAGAUUCAAUUUAUAGAAGUAUUACAGUUGAGUUCUUUGACCCUGACCAAUUUCUUACCACUCUAGACUUAUCCUCUGAACACAAGAUUUUAGACCUUAAGAACAGAAUUGAAGCUUCCAUUGUGAUUUGGAAAAGAAAAAUGAACCAAAAAGAUGGGAAAUCAGCUUGGGGUUCAGCUGUUAGUUUAGAAAAAAGAGAACUUUUUGAAGAGAGAGCUGAGACUAUUUUACUCCUUCUCAAGCAAAGGUUCCCUGGAAUCCCUCAAUCUGCACUAGACAUCAGUAAAAUCCAAUACAACCGAGAUGUAGGACAAGCCGUUCUUGAAAGCUAUUCAAGAAUAUUAGAGAGCUUAGCUUUUACAGUCACAUCAAGGAUUGAAGACGUUUUGUAUGCAGAUUAUGUGACACAAAAUCCAUCACAAGCUUCAUAUAGGAGGAAUUCAUUGAGAGAAUCCACAGGAGCUGCUACCCCUCAAUGCACAUCUCCACCGGACAGAUUCUCUAGCCCGAAAGAUGAUUCCAUCUCUGCAGCCGAGACCAUGACACUGUCCGAUUUCAUGGGAUGGGGUUUGGAACAGGGUGGUGACCCUGAGGCUGCAAAGAAGGAGUUAGCAGGAUUAUUUGAAGAUGUUCCAAAAGAAGGUAGUGAAGGAGUAAAACAUCCCCAUAUGCAAAAAAUUGCCAACAUUGUCACUAACAAGAAGACUUCUUAUCUUGAGACAUUGGGAGGGUUGAGAAGUCCAACGGCGCGCCAUUGAUGACAAUUGAGAGUGUGGAAGAAGAAGAAGUAGUAGAGACAGUGUUAAAGAGAGAUAAGUUUAAGGUAUAAAGUAAAUUGAAAACAAAAAACAAAAACAAAAAGCCAAGGCUUUUCAAAUGUAAAUUUUUACUAAUUAGAACCCCCAUAUGGAAAGGAGGGUGUUGUCCAAGUUAUGGUUACCUAUUUUUCAUUGUGAUCAAGUUAAUUGUAUAUAGGGAAGCCAAUUUGGGGAUUGAAACAUUUUGCAAUAUGAUGUUUUUCUUUUUGUACAAGAGAAGAUGGUUUUGUAGUUUUUAAGUACUCAAA
Molecule: messenger RNA, 2580 nt
Organism: Cannabis sativa
Lineage: Eukaryota; Viridiplantae; Streptophyta; Magnoliopsida; Rosales; Cannabaceae
Product: rop guanine nucleotide exchange factor 12
Exons: 7
Coding region: 500-2272 (590 amino acids)
Molecular function (GO): guanyl-nucleotide exchange factor activity
Source: RefSeq, a predicted model, not a curated record